This is a messenger RNA of Gracilinanus agilis (Agile Gracile Mouse Opossum), 1653 nucleotides long. It is a transcript of the gene GPC1, whose product is annotated as glypican 1. Gene Ontology annotation, cellular component: cell surface; extracellular region; plasma membrane. Gene Ontology annotation, molecular function: fibroblast growth factor binding. Bases 1 to 1653 code for a protein of 550 amino acids. The transcript is spliced from 9 exons. Gene Ontology annotation, biological process: regulation of protein localization to membrane; cell migration; negative regulation of fibroblast growth factor receptor signaling pathway. Lineage: Eukaryota; Metazoa; Chordata; Mammalia; Didelphimorphia; Didelphidae. The record is from RefSeq and is a predicted model, not a curated record.
AUGGAUCUCCUCGUGCGGGGCUGCUGGCUCCUCUGGGUGGCCGCCGCCGCCUCGGCCCGCGGGGAGCCGGGGGGCAGCAAGAGCAGAAGCUGCGCUGAGGUCCGCCAGGUCUACGGGGCCAAGGGCUUCAGUCUGAGCGGCGUGCCCCAAGCAGAGAUCUCCGGCGAGCACCUGAGGAUCUGCCCGCAGGGCUACACCUGCUGCACCAGCGAAAUGGAGGAGAACUUUGCCAAUCGCAGCCGCAGCGAGUUGGAGGGGGCCCUCAGGGAGACCAGCCGCUCCGUACAGGUGACGCUUAGCACUCAGCUCCGCAACUUUGAUGGUCAUUUCCAGGACCUGCUGAACAAGUCGGAGCGGGCUCUCCAGGACACAUUCCCGGGCGCCCACGGGGACUUGUACACCCAGAACUCUCGGCUCUUCAGGGAUCUGUACUCUGAAUUGCGCCGCUACUACCGGGGGGCCAACAUCAACCUGGAGGAGGCGCUGGCCGAGUUCUGGGCGCGCCUGCUGGAACGGCUCUUCAAACAGCUGCACCCCCAGUACGUGCUUCCCGACGAGUACCUGGACUGCAUGGGCAAGCAGGCGGAAGCCUACAAGCCCUUCGGCGAGGCACCCAGGGAGCUCAAGCUGCGGGCCACCAGGGCCUUUGUGGCCGUGCGCUCCUUUGUGCAGGGCCUCGGAGUGGCCAUCGAUGUGGUCAGGAAGGUGUCCCAGGUUCCCUUGGGCCAGGAGUGCUCUCGGGCCAUCAUGAAGUUGCUCUACUGCUCUCAUUGCCUGGGCGUCCAGAGUCCGCAGCCCUGUUCUGGCUAUUGCCGAAACGUGAUGAAGGGCUGCCUGGCCAACCAGGCCGACCUGGACACCGAAUGGAGGAACCUGCUGGACUCCAUGCUGCUUGUGGCCGACAAGUUCGAUGGCCAGACAAGCGUGGAGAGUACGAUCGGCACCAUCCACGUUCGGAUCUCGGAGGCCAUCACCGCCCUCCAGGACAACAAAGACACACUCACAGCCAAGGUUUUUCAAGGCUGUGGAAAUCCCAGAGUGAGUGGCAAGAGCACCAGCGGAGAGGAAAAGAGGCGGCGAGGGAAGCCUGUUGUGGAGGAGAAGCCCUCUGGGGUUGGCCUGGAGAAACUGGUCUCAGAAGCCAAAGCCCAGCUCCGAGACACCCGAGACUUCUGGGUCAGUCUCCCUGGAGUCCUGUGCACGGACAAGGUGGCCAUGAGCUCAUCCCUCGACGAACGCUGCUGGAAUGGGAUGACGAAAGGACGGUACCUCCCUGAAGUGAUGGGCGAUGGCCUUGCCAGUCAGAUCAACAACCCCGAGGUGGAGGUGGACAUCACCAAGCCCGACAUGACCAUCCGGCAACAGAUAAUGCAACUCAAGAUCAUGACGAACCGCCUGCGCAAUGCCUACAACGGCAAUGACAUCGACUUCCAGGACACCAGUGACGACAUCAGCGGCUCAGGGAGCGGCGAUGGAUGUUUGGACGAGGUCUGUGGGAAAAGACUGAGCAAAAGUCAGAGCACGAGGCAGCCGGAGACCCACGCCAUCCCCAAGCUGUCCGAGCACGAUGGGAGUGGCGCAUCCAGCUGCACCCGGCCCUCCGCCCUGCUCCUCCCCCUGGCCCUUGCUGCAGCAUGGUCCCUAGGGCGAUAA